GGCAGAUACAAAAGCCUGAUCGUGAGGGCCGGAGUCCGGUGUCCGGUAAUUGCUGAGGUUCUGGCUAGUUUUCGUUUUGCUUCUUGCCAACACCCAUGGUGAAUUUUACUAUCCUCGCAGGAGGAUACACCUCCUUCAUCGCCUCGUAUAUGUUCAAUAGCGAGACGAACACUUUGACAUAUCUGAACCAGUACAUCACUGGCGGCAAUCCAACUUGGAUAAUCUCGCACCCUACGAACAAGAGUGUUCUUUAUGCAGUCAAUGAGAAUCAGCCUACAGGCGCACUACAAUCAUUCAUGGUCGGGCCUGAAGGAGCACUCACCCUCGUCGAAACUGCAUACUCUGGAGGAAGUGGCCCGCCGUAUUGUAGCGGUCUCUCCACGGGUCAGGUAGCCAUAGUCAACUAUGGCUCCGGAACUGCGCGUGUGAUCCCCACAACAGAUCCGCUGCAUUUCUCCGCCGAUGAUAGCACCAUUGUGACAUUCCCUGUCCCAACCGCCGGAACGCAGGGCGUGUCCGAACCACACAUGGUAUACCAAUAUGGCGAGGAGCUCUUGAUCCCUGACAAGGGCAACGACAAAAUCUGGCGUCUCGGCCAGAACGGGUCACCAGGUGACUUCUCAGUACACGGUCAAAUCGCGCAGCCGAUCGGUAGCGGCCCACGGCACAUCCAGAUCUACGAGAACCAGCUCUACACAAUCCAUGAGCUCGCAAGUACCUUAACACUCCAAGACUUCCCGGCAUACCCCAACUUCUCCACUCCCCUAAUCUCCAACGUUUCCACUGUCCCAAAUUAUCAGCCCGCAGGCUCCAGCUUCGCAGCUGCCGAAAUCCUUAUCCCACUUCCAACAACCGAGUUCCCCACCCCUUACAUCUAUACCUCGAACCGCAACACUGGUGUACAGGACUCACGUGGGGAUACGAUCGCCAUUUUCGAGAAGGUGAAUGGCCAGUUGGUCCUAAGGAAUCAGGUAUACACGGGCCUGAACCAGAUUCGCGGCAUGAUGCAUGGGCAGCAAGCCGGCGAGGGAGGUGAUGCAUAUAUUGUAGCGGCCGGAUUUGCGGGUACUGCAGGCGUCAAGGUGUACAAACGAACGGAGGGAGGAGCGAAUUUGGAGGAGGUUGCAGUGAAUACAGAGCUUCCAACGCGGACGAGCUUCGUAUGGUUGAAACAAUAGAGGAUAAGAUACACUCAGCAUUAAUGCAGACAGUCUGCUGUCUAAUCGAGGCGCGAUGCAAACACAAGUAACAAUGACCUGAAUGUGGAGAGAAAAGACUCUUCGUGAGUACUAACACAUAAACUGAUACUAGAUGAUACCUUAGAGAAGAGACGAGCACGACGUUAGUUUAGCGCUU
Molecule: messenger RNA, 1356 nt
Organism: Suillus fuscotomentosus
Lineage: Eukaryota; Fungi; Basidiomycota; Agaricomycetes; Boletales; Suillaceae
Product: Lactonase, 7-bladed beta-propeller-domain-containing protein
Exons: 5
Coding region: 96-1178 (360 amino acids)
Molecular function (GO): protein binding; 6-phosphogluconolactonase activity
Source: RefSeq, a predicted model, not a curated record